AUGACUCUGCUUUGACACCCCAUGCUCCUUUUGCAAACUUGGAUUGGGACCUUGGUGAUGAAGUUGAAACCGGCGGUGUAGACAUGAUGGCCCUCGAAGAAGCUACUAUGAAAGAAGUGAGGAAGAGAAAGAGGUUGCCAUCAAAGUACAUUUGCAGCCCAUUCAUAGCUCCCGCCGCAAAGAGGCCUAAGGUGUUCAUGCCAUUGCACAAUGAUGGAAAACACUGGGUGCUGUCUGAAAUUGACCUUGUCAAUAGAAUCGUACGGGUAUACGAUUCUAUGAAGACCCGUAGGUUAGUUGGAUCUGUGAGGCUGUUGUGUUUGAGACUUCCACACCUGUUUCGAGUCAUAAAAUGCAACCCUGCUCUAAGCGCCACAGCAAAUUCAAAGCCUUGGAAAGCGGAGGCAGUGGACGAUGUUCCACAACAGCACCCCGGGUCCGGUGUUUGCGGCGUCAUGGUUAUGGCCUUUGCCGAAGCACUGUUGCAGAAGUUGCCAUUGCUGCCCGAGUGUGCGUAUGAGAACAUGGCGGCGAAAAGAUGUGAAUUCGCAAUGAGGUUGUGGAGUUUGAGGAAGCGAUCGAUUUAGACAUAAUUAUUGGAGGAUGUGUUUGGGUGUACAACAUUUAUUUGACAUUACUGUAUACAUAUUAUUAUGCUCAAUUUUUGGCUGCAUGAAUUUGGUUGUUAAAUGUAGGAGGUUGUACAGUGUUACACUAUCAAUGUUGUACAAUGUCCUAGAAUGUACUCCCAAGGAUCACUAGAAUUGGUGGCAUACACUUACUUUUGGUUUUUGUGGCA
Cuscuta epithymum is the source of this 799-nucleotide messenger RNA. NCBI's taxonomy places the organism in Eukaryota, Viridiplantae, Streptophyta, Magnoliopsida, Solanales, Convolvulaceae. The record is from the annotation of a GenBank genome assembly.